Saprolegnia parasitica CBS 223.65 is the source of this 2065-nucleotide messenger RNA. RefSeq lists its product as hypothetical. The transcript is spliced from 12 exons. Gene Ontology annotation, cellular component: peroxisome. Gene Ontology annotation, biological process: fatty acid beta-oxidation using acyl-CoA oxidase; lipid homeostasis. Bases 1 to 1998 code for a protein of 665 amino acids. NCBI's taxonomy places the organism in Eukaryota, Oomycota, Saprolegniomycetes, Saprolegniales, Saprolegniaceae. The record is from RefSeq and is a predicted model, not a curated record. Gene Ontology annotation, molecular function: fatty acid binding; acyl-CoA oxidase activity; FAD binding.
AUGUCAUCGUUGUCUGCCUUCUUGACCAAGGAGCGCCAGCAGAGCCCGCCGACGCUGCCGACGGAGCUCCUCGAGAACGUCCUCUUCUACGGCGGGAAGGAACGGCGCCGCUCGUACGAGUACCUUCGGUCGCUCCUGGAGCCAAGCCUGAGCUUUGACGAGUGCCAGCGCCACUACGGCGAGUCGGCCGAAGCGCAGCGCGCCCGCGUCUUCCGCGUCUACCGCCAUGUCGAAGAGACGAUUCUGGACAAGCAGCUUUCUGUCGACGAAGCCAAGCUGCUUCGAUCGCUGGCGCAGGACAUGACGGGCCUCGCGUCGCCGACGCUGCUCCACGAAGCCAUGUUUCUGCCCAACAUCGCGAGCCUCUUUAGCAACGCGCAGCAAGCGCAGUGGGCAGAGGCCAUCGCGUCGUACACGUGGCUCGGCUGCUACAUCCAGACCGAGCUUGGACACGGCUCCAACCUGCGCGCGCUCGAGACGACUGCGACGUUCCGAGAGGACAUCGAUAUGCUGGAAAUUCACUCGCCGACGCUCACGUCCAUCAAGUACUGGCCGGGCGGCCUCGCCAACACGGCCAACAUUGGUGUCGUGUACGCGCGCCUGCUCGUGCGCGGGAAAGACCAUGGCGUGCUUCCGUUCCUCGUGCAGCUCCGCGACUUUGCGACGCACGCGCCACUGCCCGGUGUGACGCUCGGCGGCAUUGGCAGCAAGUUUGGCUUCAACACGGUCGACAACGGCUUUGUCCAAUUCGACAAGGUCUUGAUUCCGCGCACGCACAUGGCCAUGAAGUUUCAAACGCUGAGCAAGGACGGCGUCUACUCUCGUGUGUCUGGCGCCAAGCCGGAGCUCUCGUACAUCACGAUGCUCCAGAUGCGCUACAACAUGAUCAUUGGCAGCGGCAGACAGCUCUCAAAAGCGGCGACCAUCGCCGUGCGCUACAGCGCGGUGCGCGCGCAGGGUGCCAAUGCGACCAAGCGCUGCGAAGAGAUGCAAGUGCUCGACUACCAGUCGCAGCAGCACCGUCUCUUGCCCCGCUUGGCCGAAGCGUACGCGAUCAUUAUCGCAAGCAACCGCCUCUUGAGCUUCUCGCACUCGGCGACCGAGAUGGUUGCCAAAGGCCGCACCGACGCCGGUGUCCUCGCCCUGGCCCAUGCCACGGGCUGCGCCGUCAAAGUAUUUGCGUCCGAGCUCUCGACGCGCGGUAUCGAGUUCUGCCGCCGGGGUUGUGGCGGCCACGGGUAUCUCCAAACGAGCGGGCUCCCGGAGCUUGUCGCGUACAAUGCGCAGUUUGUGACCGCCGAGGGCGAAAACUAUGUCAUUUCGCAGCAGACGACCAAGACGCUCCUCAAGAUGCUUGCCGUGCAUCGCAGCGGAAUGACACCGGCCCUUCCGCCCCAGCUGCAGUUUUUCGCACGCAUUGAUGCGACGCCACCGCAAGCUACGGACGCUGCGCCGGCCGAUUUGGUCGCGCUCUUUGAGCGUCGCUUGCUCUCGGUGCUGGCCACGAUGGAGACGACGGCGGCCGCGUACCCGUCGCUCGAAGAAGCGAUCCAAGCCAACUUGAUUGCGUCGCACCACCUGUCCAUGUGCUUUGGCAAGUACGUGCUCGUGCGCGAGUUUGCCGCGCAGCUCCGCGAUGCUGCGCUGUCGCCGCCGACGCUGGCGAUUCUGAACGAUAUAUUUGCGCUCUUUUGCGUCUCGCAAGUGCUCGAAGACUUGAGCGACUUUUUGGUGCACGGCUGCCUGCCCCUUCCGUCGGCCGCAGCCUUCGAUGCCCACCAAGUGCGUCUCCUCUCGGCGAUCCGACCCCACGCCGUGGGCCUCGUCGAUGCGUUUGGGUUCUCAGAUCUGAGCCUCAACUCGAACCUCGGGCGCUACGACGGCAACGUGUACGAGUCGCUCAUGGCCGCGAGCCGCGCGUUCCCCAACGACUCGACCGUGUCACUCUCGGCCUAUUUGGCGCCGCUCCGCGCCAAAGUCCAGCGCGCCAAGCUCUAAGCAUGCAGCCAGCCAUUUGAUAGUAGCAAGUUUGUAAUCCAAUGCAAAUGCUAGACUUCUUGAGGUG